This is a messenger RNA of Sorex fumeus (smoky shrew), 2887 nucleotides long. RefSeq names its product complement C1r (gene C1R). Gene Ontology annotation, molecular function: calcium ion binding; serine-type endopeptidase activity. The coding region runs from base 129 to 2288 and encodes 719 amino acids. The transcript has 11 exons. The record is from RefSeq and is a predicted model, not a curated record. Gene Ontology annotation, biological process: zymogen activation; complement activation. Lineage: Eukaryota; Metazoa; Chordata; Mammalia; Eulipotyphla; Soricidae. Gene Ontology annotation, cellular component: extracellular region; blood microparticle.
UCCGGGAAUGGUCCCCCUCCUCCCCUCCUCACCACGGUCACUCCCUCCCCUUCCCUCCUCUGCACGGCAGCUCGGUCCCUCCACAAGGGUGAAUGAAGUCGCGGGACAGGGGAGCCCCGAACUGAGAAAUGUGGUUCUUAUACCUCCUGGUGCCCGUCCUGCUUGGCAGGGUGGGUGGCUCCAGCACCCUCCCUCCAAAGCUCUUUGGGGAGCUGACUUCACCUCUGUACCCCAAGCCCUACCCUAACAACCUGGACAACACGACGGUCAUCACCGUCCCCGAGGGGUACAGGGUCAAGCUGGUCUUCUGGUUCUUCGACCUGGAGCCCUCCGAAGGCUGCUUCUACGACUACGUCAAGCUCUCUGCAGAUAAGAAAACCCUGGGCAGGUUCUGCGGGCAGCAGGGCUCUCCUCGGGGCCAUCCGCCCGGCCAGGCCGAGUUCAUGUCUCAGGGCAACAAGAUGCUGCUCACCUUCCACACGGACUUCUCCAACGAGGAGAACGGCACCACCAUAUUCUACAAGGGCUUCCUGGCCUACUACCAAGCUGUGGACCUCGACGAAUGUGCCGCACAGAGCAACUCUCUGGAGGAGGGGGCGCAGCCCCGGUGCCAGCAGCUCUGCCACAACUACGUCGGAGGCUACUUCUGCUCCUGCCGUGCAGGCUAUGCCCUCCAGUCGGACGGGCACUCCUGCCAGGUGGACUGCGGCAGCCAGCUGUACACAGAGGCGUCGGGCUACAUCUCCAGCGUGGAGUACCCCCAGCCCUACGGGCCUGACCUGCGCUGCAACUACAGCAUCCGGGUGGAGCGCGGCCUCACCCUGCGCCUCAAGUUCCUGGAGCCCUUCGAGAUCGAUGACCACCAGCAAGUGCACUGCCCCUAUGACCAGCUGCAGAUCUAUGCCAACGGGAGGAACAUAGGUGAGUUUUGUGGCACACAACGGCCCCCCGACCUGGAUACCAGCAGCAACGCCGUGGACCUGCUGUUCUUCACGGAUGAGUCCGGGGACAGUCGGGGCUGGAAGGUGCACUACACCACUGAAAUCAUCAAGUGCCCUCAGCCCAAGACCCGGGAUGAGUUCAGCAUCAUCCAGAACCCACAGUCUGUGUACCAGUUCCGCGACUACAUCAUUGUCACCUGCAAGGAAGGCUACCAGCUCGUGGAGGGGCACCAGGUGCUGAAAUCCUUCACAACUGUCUGCGAGGAUGAUGGCACGUGGCAUCGUGCCAUGCCCAAAUGCCAGAUCAGGGACUGCGGGCCGCCACGAGCACUGCUGAACGGAGCCUUCAGUUACACCACCACGAAUGGGGUGAACACCUACCAGGCCGGUAUCCAGUACCGCUGCAAUGAGCCCUAUUACAAGAUGCAGGUCAAAGAAGGCAUCAGCGAGCCAGAGCGAGGGACAUUUACCUGCACAGCCCAGGGUCGUUGGAAGAACAAGUUAGCAGGAGAGAAGAUUCCCCGGUGUUUGCCAGUUUGCGGGAAACCCGUCAACCCCGUCGAACAGAGACAGCGCAUCAUCGGAGGGGCCAGGGCCAAGCUGGGCAACUUCCCCUGGCAGGCUUACACCAACAUCCACGGGCGGGGGGGUGGGGCACUGCUGGGGGACCGCUGGAUCCUCACGGCGGCGCACACCCUGUACCCCAAGAAUCAUGACAACAUUGGCAGAAGCAUCAGCGACCAAGACCAGGAUCCCAACAGCCCGGACAAGACCGUGACCGUGUUCCUGGGCCACGUGACCAUAGAAGAAAUUGAGAAAUUGUCCCAUCACCCGGUCCGCCGGGUCAUCAUCCACCCCGACUACGUCCAGCAGGACGCCUUCAGUUUCGAGGGGGACAUCGCGCUAUUGGAGCUGGAGAACAGCGUCACCCUCGGCCCUAACCUCCUCCCCAUCUGUCUCCCCAACAACGAGACUUUGUACGACGUGGGUCUCAUGGGCUACGUCAGUGGGUUUGGGGUGAUGAGGAACAGAAUUUCCCCCGAUCUCAAGUUCGUCCACCUUCCUGUGGCCAAGAGGGAGUCGUGUGAGAAGUGGCUUCGGGCAAACCGGAGGCAGGAUGUGUUUUCUGAGAACAUGUUCUGUGCCGGGGACCCGACCCUGAAGCAGGACGCCUGCCAGGGGGACAGUGGAGGGGUCUUUGCCGUGAAGGACGAGGACAGUGACCACUGGACAGCCACGGGCAUUGUGUCCUGGGGCAUCGGCUGUGGCAAGGGAUACGGCUUCUACACCAAGUUACUCAACUACGUGGACUGGAUCAAGAAAGAGAUGGGUGAGGAGGAAGACUGAGUCCUCAGCCCACCGGGUGGGAACUGGCAAGAGCGUGUGUCAAAGAGAAACUCCUCGGGACCAGAGCGACAGCACAGCAGGGAGGGCGUUUACCUGGCAUGCGGCCAACCCCAGUUCUAUCCCCAACUUCCCAUGGGGUCCCCCGAGCACCACCAGGAAUAAUUCCUGAGUGCAGAGUCAGGAGUCAGCCCUGAGCAUCGCCGGGUAUGACCCAAAAAAGCAAAAAUUAAAAAAGAAAGAAAGAAAGAAAGAAAGAAAGAAAGAAAGAAAGAAAGAAAAGCACUCAGCCCAUUUGAGGACCACUAAGAAUCCUUAUUAAACUCACUGAUGCAUGAAGACUGGGCGUAAACUGAUUCUUAUCCUGUAAUCCCUUCCCACAGACUUCACCUGAAACAAGUCUAAGGGCAUCCAUCACAGGGGGCGGAGAGAUAGUAUAACGGGUAGGGCACUGGCCUUGGGCGCAACCAACCUGAGUUCAAUCCCCAAUACCACAUACGGUCCCCCAAACUCUGCCAGGAGUGAUGACUGAGUGCAGGGCCAGGAGGAAGUCCUGAGCACAGUUGGGUGUGGCUCAAAAAUCAGAAAGACAAAGAAAAGAA